CUACUCUCAUCUGCACGUUGCACCGCUCGUACCUCCGGCGCCUUCCUAGAAUCCAACCACUUCUACUAUCACUACAUGCUUCACAAGCUCCUAUACUCCCCUUUAGCUGCCCCAUCGCAUUACUACGCAUUUGGAAAACAUAUUUCUUGCUCGAAACAUUCAAGCCGCGCCGUUAUUACCUCUGUAUCAACUCGCUAGCAAUAUGGCAGGCGAACCGGCGAGCUCCAUGACUACGCCCCAAGUCGCUACUGACCAACAGCCUGUAAGCGACGACAAGUCUCUAAGCGAUAUCCGGAGAUCAAUGAAGAGGGACGGACAGGGCAUAAGUGCGUUGGGCCUCGAUGGCGUGUUCCGUAGUUUUGACGCCGAACGCAAUGUUCUCGACGCGGUUGGCCUUAACCCGGCCCAGAUAAGAGAAUACUACGAUGGUCUGCCGCUUCCCGAGAGACUGCGUACCGCCGACGGCCGCAACGUGUCCCGUUGGGAUAUGUUCCACCCCGAUGCGGAGAAUGUUCCGAAGAUAUUUACGGAGGAGGAGAAAGCUAGAAUGCUGGCACAUAACGAGGAGAUGGUAAAGCGUGGAGUCACAUGCGCAACCUGUGUUCCAGGCAAGUCGGUAGACGAAAGGGGAUUGAAAGCUUAGGUUGAUGGUGCCUUUUUGCUUUGCGCUAUUAUAAAAUGUUUAUGCCAGUCACUUCCAAGCCUUAAAGACAGGCCACAGUCGUGUAAUGUUAAUCCAGUAACCUAGCUCGUACCGC
Neurospora tetrasperma FGSC 2508 is the source of this 758-nucleotide messenger RNA. RefSeq lists its product as uncharacterized. NCBI's taxonomy places the organism in Eukaryota, Fungi, Ascomycota, Sordariomycetes, Sordariales, Sordariaceae. The transcript is spliced from 2 exons. The record is from RefSeq and is a predicted model, not a curated record. Bases 203 to 643 code for a protein of 146 amino acids.